AUGGCGACAUGGGCAGACGUCAUGUCGUUUGCCCCGUCACGCAUCGUGACCCGUCUGACUCGCUCCCACAAGGCCAACGACCGUGACCACAAGGGUCUCGCCGACGGCUCCGCCGCGCCCUCGGAACACCUCCCACGCUUCUUCGCGAAGCACGGCUACGCCGACGUCGACCCCAAAAAGGUCAAGAAGGAUGGCGGCGGCAAGGGAAACUGGGGGAGCUUUGGCGAGGAGGUGAUGGAUGAGGAGUUCCGCUUCACCAACGCGCGCCGCCGCUCCAACAGCAGCAGCGUCUCCCACUCCAUGGGAGACUUCAAGACCAAGUUUGACGUCAACGAGCACGACCCCGUCUUCGAGGAGUCGGUCCACGGCCCCGUCAGCGAAGAGGGCGACGACCUGUCCAAGACGGACUCGUCGGAGAGCGGCAUCUCGUCUUAG
Drechmeria coniospora is the source of this 435-nucleotide messenger RNA. Its product is annotated as STF2-like protein. The transcript has 3 exons. The coding region runs from base 1 to 435 and encodes 144 amino acids. Lineage: Eukaryota; Fungi; Ascomycota; Sordariomycetes; Hypocreales; Ophiocordycipitaceae. The record is from RefSeq and is a predicted model, not a curated record.